AUGAAAGCAGACCCAACCAAGCUGGUCGAGAAGAUGCUGCGCACCCCCAAGUGCUCUCGGUGCCGAAACCACGGCUUCCUGGUGCCAGUCAAGGGCCACGCGGGCAAGUGCCGCUGGAAGGAAUGCACCUGCGAAAAGUGCUACUUGAUCAGCGAGCGCCAGAAGAUAAUGGCUGCGCAGAAAGUGCUCAAGAGGCAGGCGUCCGAGGAGGAGCAGGAGGUGGCCCAGGGCGCUCAGAGGCCUGAGCUAGCUACUGGCGCUGUAGCUGGUGGCCAGGGCUCAAGCCUCCGCCCGCUGCUGCUGGCCGCUUCCGGUGACUCAGAGUCCAUACCCCACGCCCGUGUGACCUCCAGCUUUCCUGAGAGACCACCGCAAGGCCCCAGUCCGGGCCCAAGCGCCUUCCAACUAGUCGUGAGCAGCCGCAGCCACGUGGAAUCGAGUGAAGGAGCCGCCGCUGCGAUGUCCAGUUCCAUGGGGCGCCAACUUGAGGCUGAGGCUGCAGGCCGGGGAUGCCCCAACUGCCCGGAGCUGCACAGGCCUCAGCAGCCCGUAUCCAGCCCGCCACCCACUGACUUCGGGCUCCCUCAGAACAUGAACUCAGAUGGUGUGGUGGGGUCUGAGCACCUGGAGAGAGAGCCUUCCAACCCGUACCCCUGCUCCUUGAGCAUGCCGGUAUACCGCCCACUUCCACUGAGCUACCAGGAUGUGCCCUUAACCCAAAGGAUACCUCUGCAGCAAGGCUUCUGGCAUACCUCUGGCAACUCCUACAAUGGCGGAGGAUUGGUAUCGGAACCAGUGAGAAAAUUCCACCCAAUCUACUACCCUUCUACCACAUUGCCACGGCCCCCAUUCCUACCACCAAGCUUCCUCUCUGCGUUCCACUUCCUCCCACCACCACUGCCACCACUACCAUCUUUCUCAUUGGCUGUCCUGAGUGAUACAGACAAAGAAAUCACUGACAACCAGGAUGCAGAGGUGCCCUGUGAGCCCAACCAGCCAUCUUCUCAGGAGCAGUCCGGCUAA
Messenger RNA from Orycteropus afer afer, 1023 nucleotides. It is a transcript of the gene DMRTB1, whose product is annotated as DMRT like family B with proline rich C-terminal 1. Gene Ontology annotation, biological process: regulation of transcription by RNA polymerase II; germ cell development; sex differentiation. Gene Ontology annotation, cellular component: nucleus. The coding region runs from base 1 to 1023 and encodes 340 amino acids. NCBI's taxonomy places the organism in Eukaryota, Metazoa, Chordata, Mammalia, Tubulidentata, Orycteropodidae. The record is from RefSeq and is a predicted model, not a curated record. Gene Ontology annotation, molecular function: DNA-binding transcription factor activity, RNA polymerase II-specific; RNA polymerase II cis-regulatory region sequence-specific DNA binding. The transcript is spliced from 4 exons.